AUGGGUCCGCUAUGCCCCACUGAUCCGCUGGAGGGUCCGCUAGUUCGCGCCCGGUGCAUUCUGGCAUCAUCGCUUGCGCCGUGCUCGGUCGGGCCUACGGUGACGGCUUCCCGAGGGUUUCGCUGCAGCCCCGAGGGUCCGGGCAUGCUCAUCCCCUCUCUCGACUCCGGUUCCCCUCAUACUCCGCGCCGCUGGGCGCACACCACGCACCACCUGUGCCUUCACACUCCUGCGAAGUACCCUACCGUCUUGCACGGUUGUGGUGCAUUCAGCAUAUUCCGACUAUCGCCAGCCCCGUCCAGCCCCUCCCAACUAGGAAGGCUACUCGAGCCCCAGGACAAAUUCCUACUCGAUGUGAAUGGCUCAGGCAUCUCAACACCGUCACAGCGCAUCGACAACGUAACCCGCACACUCACUGCUCCUCCACUCGACUUGGUGCCAAUCAUCGAGGUACGCAGACUGGACCCUCCCACCGUGCGCGUUGACUGGGGCGGCCUUGAUGUCGUCAGGGACGCCCGCUAA
Penicillium canariense is the source of this 522-nucleotide messenger RNA. RefSeq lists its product as uncharacterized. NCBI's taxonomy places the organism in Eukaryota, Fungi, Ascomycota, Eurotiomycetes, Eurotiales, Aspergillaceae. The transcript has 2 exons. Bases 1 to 522 code for a protein of 173 amino acids. The record is from RefSeq and is a predicted model, not a curated record.